Molecule: messenger RNA, 8652 nt
Organism: Brienomyrus brachyistius
Lineage: Eukaryota; Metazoa; Chordata; Actinopteri; Osteoglossiformes; Mormyridae
Gene: atg2b
Product: autophagy related 2B
Exons: 42
Coding region: 1084-7323 (2079 amino acids)
Biological process (GO): reticulophagy; piecemeal microautophagy of the nucleus; autophagy of mitochondrion
Cellular component (GO): phagophore assembly site; extrinsic component of membrane
Molecular function (GO): phosphatidylinositol-3-phosphate binding
Source: RefSeq, a predicted model, not a curated record
CCGUCCUGGAAUGAUGACGUCAACGACGGCCUCUUGAGCAUGUUUGUAAACACGAGAGACGAAGGAGUAUGUAGUAUAAGGCAAAAAUAUAGGCCUGAUCGUAUCCCGUUAGUGAAUGAGCUGCUGUGAGCCUUUUAUCUUCGUUUGACAGUAAAAUCAUGACGUGAGAAUAAAAAUGAGGAUUUGAUUUUUUUCUCAGGCCGCCGAGAAGGCGUUUGUGUGUCAUUUCGCUAAGUAGCCACCUCGCUAAUUCUCAGAUGUUGCUGCUAGCCGGUCCGCUAGUUUCUUAACCGCAGAGAGGAUAUGUGAUGGAACUAAGCUAUACUGCCUCAAAUGGAAACGUAUCUUUUGUAACUGUAUAGGUUUAUGCUGCUCCAUCGCCAUGUUCUAGAUUUCAACAGUUGUUAAAUGUGGACUUAAUGUGUAUAUUAUAUGUAGAGAAGUAAUACUCGGAGUACGCAGUGUAGUACUUGUAUUUGAACUGUAUGAUAUGUGUAGUUCGCACUCAGGUAACAGAGUGUAUUUUUUAAAAACUCAGGCAUUUUCAGGUGAUGCUUACAAAGGCUCGGUUGUCUACAAGCAGAUCCAAGCACUGGAAAUUUUAAGCUGGUGAUUUCAUGAGACAAUUUGGUAACUAGCUAGGAUAAGUAUGACAUUUUACUUGAGGUUGUAGUAUCCCAUUUCGGGGGCCGAGACCGUUUUAAUACGCAAUCCUGGCUAGAUUUCCGUCGGGUCACUUUACUUGAGAACCUAAGAAGAGAUCAGGACCGAGCUGUUUUUGCUUGAGGCCUGACAGGCUUUUACGUGAAGGUGUUCCUCAUGGCAGAUCAAGACGCUGUAGUCAACACAGCUUAAUCAGCCCCGCGUAGGUCCUUCGCACCGAUUAAACUGAUGCAUCGAGUCCUCUGGGUAUUGGCGCGCGUUUAAUAAACCCGACAAGAUGACUAGACAUAUUCCGGAGUCUUACCUCCCCCUGAUGCACCGCAUCAUCGCCUGUUUCUGCACCGGCGGCUCGUCUUGCCCCGCGAUUUAAACAAAACCGUGUUCUCGCCGCCGUAACUGUCUCAACCCCGUGCGAUCGACAUGCCCUGGCCAUUUUCCGAAUCCAUAAAGAAGCGAGCAUGCCGAUACCUUUUACAUCGGUAUUUGGGAAACUUCCUCCAGGGGAAUCUGAAUUUGGAACAGCUCAGUUUAGAUCUCUAUCAAGGUACCGGCUCGCUGGCGCAAGUACCACUGGACAAACAGGUCUUCAAUGAGAUCCUGGUGUCUGUCGAUGCUCCAUUUGAGGUGACGGAGGGCUUCAUCCAGACCAUCUCCCUGACUGUUCCUUGGGCGUCCCUGCUGCAGGAGAAUUGUGCCCUAGAGGUAGCAGGUCUGGAGAUGGUGUUCAAGCCAAGACCAAGAAUGACCUCGGGCAUAGAGCCCAUGUACUGGUCCAGUUUCAUGACCAGCAGCAUGCAGCUAGCAAAGGAGUGCCUGAGCCAGAAGCUGACGGACGAGCUUGGGGAGACCUUCCAGCCUCUGGAGGGACUGGAGAAGUUUGCAGAGACCAUAGAGACGGUUCUGAGAAGAGUCAAGGUCACAUUUUUGGAGACUGUUUUCCGGAUUGAGCACGUCCCGGAGAAUUCCAAAACGGGAAUAGCUAUUGAGAUACGAGUUGCAAAGAUCAUUUACUUCGAUGAGACCGGCGAUGAGUGCGCUGGUGUGGAUGUGCAUCAGCCAGCCACGUUCGCUCACAAGAAUCUGCAGCUGCACGGCGUCACUGUUUUCUGGGACGAGUUCUCAGAGUCGACCCGCAAUGGCCUGAGGUCGCCGUCUGGCAAGGAGACGGAGGCCAAGCUCUCUCCCAGCUGGAACCCCCGCAUCACCUGUGAGCCUCACCCUCAGUUCACUGAGCCAGUUUCCGCGGCGACGCCCUUCAACCCCACUCAGAUCGGCAGCCUGAGCGGCCGAGUAGAACUGUCCCUCGUCCUGAAGCAGAAUGAAACCGUCCCGGGAGCGAAGUUGGAUGUCGAUGGGCAGAUCGAUUCGAUGGCCCUGCUGCUGUCUCCGCGGCAAGUCCACCUCCUUCUUGACAUGCUCGGUGUCUUUUCUAGCGCGGAGCUGGAGAGGGGCAGCCUGGCCCGGGACAGGAGGAAUAGACCCAUGCAGCUGGAGGACGAAAACCGGCUGCGUGCGGAGCUGAGCCGCUGCCUGAAGAAGGAGAGUGUGACCUCCGCCACACCAGGAGAUGAGGACUUCUUUGAGGCCGACACUACCAGGACCACGUCCAGCAGAGCAGAAGACGUGUUCUUCUCUAUGGCGGAGAUGGACAUGUCCCACAGCCUGUCGUCCCUCCCCCCUCUGGGAGACCCACCCACUGUGGACCUGGACCUGUCCCUCAACAGUAACUACACCCCUUCCCCAGGGGAGUCUCCCUCUGACAACCCGCCGCAGAUGGCUUGGGAUGAUUAUUUGGACGCCCCAAAGCAGAGGGAGAGGCAGAUGCAGGAAGCCCCUUUCUUGACCCGGGAUAUGCAGCCCCCCCAGAAACUUCUGCGGCAGACCUCUCACCCCCUGAAAGCCCCCUGUGACGAGUCUCGACCAGAGUUGGUGCUGAGGCUGGCUCUGGGCACCGCCAUCAUGUCCGUGCUCCACAUCGACCCCCUGCCCCCAGCCGACUCUCCCCACAGCCCCCUGGCCCUCAUGGCUUCGGGCUUCUUCUCGCAGCUGGACCGGAUGGACCUGGGGGGCGUUGGGCGGGGCGACCUCUUGCAGGCUCGGGCCAUAUUUGACAGCGCCUGCCCCCAUGACCACCUCAGGUUUCUGGGGUUAGGGAUGAAACUGACCUAUGAACAGCGACAGGGCUCCAGUGUGCGCAGCCUGAACACCGAUGUGACCCUGGGCCAGCUGGAGCUGCUGGAGUGCCUGUUCCCCAGCGACGCCAGCUCUGAUGUGCCCCAGUACACCGAGCUGGUCACCUUCGACGGCCCGGCCAACAAGGAGGGGCCUCCCUCGCCCUGCCUCCACCUGCUGUACAAAUUUGUGGAGCGCAGAGGCCUGCAGGGCGGGCAGGUGCGCUUCAGCUCCAUGCCCAGGAAGGCGGAGCUGCAGGUGGAGCUGGGCCCCACCCGCGCAGAACUGGACAUCAGCAUCGUGGACAGGCUCAACUCCCUGCUGCAGCCGCAGAAGCUGACCUCCGCCGAGACCAUGGCGUCUCACAUGUACACGUCGUACAACAAGCACAUCAGCCUGCACAAGGCCUUCGCGGAGGUCUUCCUGGACGACUCUCGCAGCCCCGGCAGCUGCCAUGUGUCGGUGGCGGUCAAUGCUCCGCUCCUGCUGUUAAUGGUGCGCUUCCCCAUCCCGGACCUGCGCUCCGACCAGGAGAGGGGCCCCUGGUUCAAGAGGUCCCUGCAGAAGGAGGCCCUGCACCUGGAGCUGCAGGACCUGGAGCUGAAGACCGAGUUCACCGGGGCAGGAGGGGCUGAGCACACCAAGGUGGAGCUGACGUUCAAGGAGAUGACAGGAAGGUUCCAGGACGGCAGCGAGCAGCCAGCAUCUCGCUUCCUCAGGGUGUCCCACGCCACCGACGGGGACAUGAACGCCUCGGACAGCGGCAAAUUCGACUGGCCCAGGGUGGUGCUCCGCGCGAACCCCACCGCAGUCCAUUCCAUCCUGGAGCGCGUUACCACUGAGGAAGACGAGGGUGCUGAGGGACACUCUCCGGAGGAGGAGGAUGGCGGGGCCCACUCUCUGAAGGAUGUCUGUGAUUUCGGCAAGCCGGAGCCCUCGCCCUUUUCUUCACGGAGGGUCAUGUAUGAGAAUGAGGAGAUGGUCAUGCCAGGAGACGUGGGCGAGAUGACAGAGUUUCAGGAGAAGACGAUGAACAACUCGCGCUACAUCCUGGAGCUGGCAUUCCCCAACGUUCAGCUGUCCCUGCCAAAUAAGGCCUUCUACGAGAAACUGCACAACAGGAUUAACAAUGACUUGUUGCUGUGGGAGCCCACCGCCCCAUCGCCUGUGGAGACCAUCGAGAACAUAACAUAUGGGGUGGGGCUGUCAGUGGCCAGUCAGCUGAUCAACACAUACAACAAAGACGGCUUUAACCAGUUCCGGUCAGCUGCCCCCGAGGAGGAAGAUAGUGGGUCGGAGGAUGACAGCCUGCAGUACAAUUCCGCAGCGGAUUUCGGAUUCAGGAACCGCAGGAAGAAGAAGCAGGAGAUACAGAGCCGGAGCUCCCAGAGCCUGUUUUCCAUCGUCCUGAACGUCAGCCACGGUCUGGUGGCCCUACAAACCCACAGCAAGGAAAAAGGUGACACCAACCUGAAGAACAGUCACGGGGAGUUUUGGUUGGAGGUGGAGAAUGGAGUCCUUUUCACAGUCAUCCAGCACGAAGGGUACAAAGACCAGCACUACGUCUGUCUCCAUACCAGUAACCUCUGCCUUUAUCACCAAGGCAUGGUGGAUGGAGACAUGCCAGAGACGGACAUCAGACUGCCCAGCAAAACGCGCCCCCAUUGGCUGGAGCCGGUGAUCUACCCGUCUGAGGAGACGUCCCUAGGCAAGCGUUCCCCAUCGGAGGGCAUCGGCCUGGAGGCCCAUAGCAUGGUGUCUGUGGCCAUCAAGGUCCACUCCCAGAAUGCCGAGCAAAACAUUAAGGAGUUUCUGAUUGCUGUGGGGGUGAGAGGGGCGACCCUGCAGCACCGCGUGGUGCCGGCCAGCCUGGGCUGGUAUGACCAGAUUGUGGACUUUCUGAACGUGUCAGACGAGCCAGUGUUAGGCUACACCCCCCCCACGUCAGUCACUACGUUCCACCUGCACCUCUGGAGCUGCUCAUUGGACUACAGACCGUUGUACCUGCCCGUCAAGUCUCUGCUGACAGUGGAGACCUUCAGCAUCUCUAGCAGUGUAUCCCUGGAUCACUCUUCCUCCACACUGAGGAUCAUUCUGGAUGAGGCUGCCCUGUUUUUAUCGGACAAAUGCAACACGGUUUCUGUGAAUCUCAGCCGAGAUUACGUGCAGGUGGUGGAUAUGGGAAUGCUGGAACUGAGGAUCACCGCAGUGAAGCCUGGGAUUCGUGGGGAGCGGUCAGAGCCCCGGUUUGAGCUGCGCUGCUCCAGUGAUGUCAUCCACAUCAGGACCUGCUCUGACUCGUGUGCCGCUCUCAUGAACCUAAUUCAGUAUGUGGCCAGCUAUGGGGACCUGCUGCCCCCUCCUGGCCUGGAUGGCAAGAGCAGCAGUGGGAGGCAGAGAGCAAAGGCCGAGGCUUCCGGCAAACGGCCGUCCCGCUCCACACCGCUCCCCGAGGCCGAGCAACAGAUGCUUCAGGACCUGAUGAGUGAGGCCAUGGAGGACAUGGACAGCCUGCGGACUGCGACCCCACAACAGAACGGGAUCCACUCCGAUUUGGCCCAGGAGCCGCCGCGCUCUGACCUCUUCCUCUUCCCGGACGAGAGUGGCAACCUGUCCCAGGAACCCAGCCCCACCUUCCCCAUGUACCACACGCCCCUGAUCUACACACCGGCCUCUGACCCCGCCCCAGACAGCGACGACUUCUGCAUCCUGGAGACGCCCGGCUCGGGAGCCGCCGACCGGGAUGGUGAGCCGGUGGUGAGCAAACUGACGACAGAACCCAUCCAGAUCAGGGACGAUCACUUCAGCCAGCCGCCAGGCCGCGGCCACCCCGGUCGGGGGCCCCUACACUUCCCCGUGCCGGAGAUCCGCUACCUGGUUAAGGAGAUCUCCAUGGUGUGGCUCCUCUAUGGGGGGAAGGACUUUGGCGGCGGCCAGUUCACCUCCUCCCCAGCGAAGAGCCGUGGGUGCACCCCCCACAGCUCCCCCUCGCAGACGCCGGCGAGGCAGGCCCGGCCCGGCAGCCGCGUGGGAGGGGGCCGCGGAAGGAACCCAGACGUGCUCAUGGAGAUCCAGCUCACCAAGGUGAAGUUCCAGCACGAGGUGUACCCCCCCGGCCCCCCCGAGUCCGGCUCUGGCUCUGCCCAGGCCGAGCAGCCGGCCUCGCGACAGGUGUUCAUCGUCCAGGACCUGGAGAUCCGAGACCGGCUGGCAUCCUCCCAGAUGAACAAAUUUCUGUACCUCUACUCCAGCAAGGAGAUGCCCCGCAAAGCCCACUCCAACAUGCUGACAGUGAAAGCGCUACACUUAUGCCCAGAGGCAAGCCACACCCCCCAGGAGUGCUGCCUCCGGGUGUCCCUGAUGCCGCUGCGCCUCAACAUCGAUCAGGACGCCCUCUUCUUCCUCAAAGAUUUCUUCUCCAGUCUGACUGCUGAAGUCGAGCUUUUCGCGCCGCCUGAUCAGGAGGUGCUGUGUGUUUCAGUGAGGAGGCCCUCAGCCUCAGACAUCUCCUGCAGUUUCCCCAAGCAAGGGGGUGCCGGCCAGGAGCCGGCCCCCAUCAUCUCUGUGCCGAGCCAGGGCAGGCCCGGCCUGAACGGAACCGCGCAGCCGACCAGCGCCGACGCCAGCCAGCCUGAAGGGGGUGCCGCGCCCUACACCGACCAGCCCGUCUUCUUCAGAGAGUUCCGCUUCACCUCUGAGGUGCCCAUUCGUUUGGAUUACCACGGGAAGCAUGUGUCCAUGGAGCAGGGCACAUUUGCUGGCAUCAUAAUUGGCCUCACCCAGCUCAACUGUUCAGAGCUCAAGCUGCGACCCCUCUGCUACAGACAAGGGUUGCUGGGGGUGGACAAGCUCUUCUCUUACGCCAUAAACGAGUGGCUGAACGACAUCCGGAAGAACCAGCUACCGGGCCUGCUGGGGGGGGUGGGGCCCAUGCACUCCCUGGUACAGCUGGUUCAGGGCUUCAGGGACCUGGUGUGGCUGCCCAUCGAGCAGUACCGCAAGGACGGGCGCAUCGUGCGCGGCUUCCAGCGGGGGGCCGCCUCCUUCGGCACCUCCACCGCCAUGGCUGCGCUGGAGCUCACCAACCGCAUGGUGCGCACCAUACAGGCAGCGGCAGAGACGGCCUAUGACAUGGUGUCUCCAGGACCUGAGGAGAGCGAGAUGAAGAGGAUGAAGCGUUUCUCUCAUCACCGGCUGGCCCAUCAACCAGUGGACCUGCGUGAGGGAGUGGCCAAGGCGUAUUGUGUAGUCAAGGAGGGAAUCACGGACACUGCGCUGACCAUCUACGACACGGCCACACGGGAGCACGAGCAGAGGGGGGUGACGGGGGCCGUGGGCGGGGUCCUGCGGCAGCUGCCCCCCGCUGUGGUGAAGCCGCUCAUCGUGGCCACGGAGGCCACCUCAAACGUGCUAGGAGGCAUGAGGAACCAGCUCCACCCCGACGCCCGACAGGAGGAGUCCCAGAAGUGGCGGCCGGGCGAGGAAUGAACUGUUUGUUUGUUUGUUUGAAAGACGUGCUGGAUAGCCAAUGAGAUUCACAGGAGACCCCACCAAACAUGUCCCAUGCAACUGGAUACACAGGGUACCCAACAGACAGGGAAGGGAAGCGGUCAGUAACACUAAAUAAACCAAUCCCAUCUCAUACACCAAACCGCCUGGGGUUUGUAUGUUGUUUGAGUUCUCCUUCCCAGAAUCCCUUGCAGUGCCUUGUAAAUGGUACAUAAACAAAGCAGACUCACACAUGGGAAUUUCCUGUUUAGCACCAUUUAGCGUGUGCCAUUUGGAGACUAGCAUGGCAUUUGAGUACUACUUUUGUAUAAAUAAAUCAUCUGUAAAGUUGGGGGGGGGGGGAGAUAACUAUGGUUAUGAAUGCAGAUAACAAUCUGAAAGGUGCAAAUGUAUUUUUUUUUUCUCACAUGCAAACAGUUUAACUUUUUGUUGUUGUUUUUCUAAAUAAGCAGAGCUGUAAUUCGAAUGAGAGCCUGUCUGUUCCGCGUUUUAUAUGUGGCUACUUGCGUCGUGGACUGUGCAGACCAGCACCCCAAAUUCAUAGUGACAUAUAGGCAGGCUGUACGCCUCUCUGCUGUACUUCUGCAUCUGACUUUUCCUUUUCAAUAGCAGAGUGAAUUGUAGUAGCCUUCAGUUAAAAUAUGUCAAUCUGAUCUCAGAACUGUUUGGGAGCUGUCUUUUUAAGGGGCUGUCGCGUCUUCCCAGCAUUUCUUGCUUCUAUCUGUCAGUAGAAGGAGGUCUGUCCUUUUUUCUCUCUUGUGUUUAAGCCGUAGCUUUGUGACAGACACUGAGUAAUCAAAGCUGUUUACUCUGCUGAGUGGCACUUUCAGAAAAAGACGAGCAAAGGUCAAUUAUUUACAGGUGUAGUAAAUCUGUAAACUGCUUUCUGCUGUCUGUCAGUGCAGUACGUGUGCCUGCAAACAGUCCCUUGACAUUCUCAGAAAUAUGUAUCUAGUUUGUCACAAGUACAGCUUGUUAUAUAACCGAGUCUUAAAUACGGUUCACCUUUUGCUUUGUUUAUUGAACAUUUUUAUACAUUGAGAAAGACAUGGGUCAGUAGUCAUUUUGUAGGCAAACUUAAAAUAAUUUAAUUUCAGCACUACAUAAUUUUAAAUUGACUGGAUCACAAAGCGGUGCUUGACGUGUCCGUUUAUUUGUGCUGUCUAACAGGUGUUUGUGUGCAUCUAGGCUAUUACAGUAUGGCUUGUAUAUAGUUAGUGUACAGACUGGAUAAUGUUAAUUUGUGCAAAUAUAUUAAAGCAUGUAAUGUCUGUCAAAGGGAAUUAAAUGAUUUAUCUUCUCUCUGGA